Messenger RNA from Dimorphilus gyrociliatus, 4035 nucleotides. NCBI's taxonomy places the organism in Eukaryota, Metazoa, Annelida, Polychaeta, Dinophilidae. The record is from the annotation of a GenBank genome assembly.
GUAUUUGAAACUGCGCAUGUGCAGAUUUAUGGGUAUAUUCGGUUGCCAAUUCGGUUUUUCCGUUAAAUAAAGCAUUUGCCGCUUAUUCGAAAACUUAAUUUUUUUGUCGGAAGGGAUAUGGAUGCUAUUGGUCAAAAGAGUCAGGAACUGCUCGAACUAAUAAACGACCUACCCAUGUCAGAAGCAAAACGUUUCAAUUGUUUAAAGAGUGCUGUAUUACGAUCACCGUGUAUGGACAAAGGCUACGACGAGAGUGGUAAGAGGAAAACUUUAGAGAAUGCUAUAGAAAAACCUGACUCAACAAAAAAACUAAAAAAAGAAAUAACUAUAGUAUUAGUUGAUAAGAAAUCGAGAAAAAUAUCAAAAGAACCGAAAUAUGCAAAUAAAGUUAUUGAAGGAAAAGAGCGAAAAUGUACAGUUGGUAGACCAAGUAUGUAUAAAGAAUUGGACGUUGGAACAUUUUGGAAAAAGCAUUAUAAUUAUGAAGAAGAAAUAGUCGAGAGUCUGUUAAUGUACAACAAAUCUUUAGAAGUAUUUCACGAGUUUGGUCAUUUUCCGUGUAUGAUUUGCAACGAAGUUUUAAGCGGAAAGACAGAUCUCUUUGAACAUACAAUAAAAAAUCACUAUGAUAAAAAGCUGCAAUUAGUUGAAUGUAAUCAAUGCAGUGCAAAAUUAAAGUGUUCAAAAAAAGACUCAAACCUUUCUAGGACUUUUGCAUUGGAAUGUUUUCUAUCAAAGGUGUAUAUGCAUUUUGCUACUGUUCACCUUUCUCAAGUUCCUAAUUCUGUUAGUGUACUUACUUGCGGUCUCUGUUCUUACCGAACACUGAUAAGAGAUAUGUGGUACGAUCAUCUCAGAACUAAACACUCCAUAAAGCCGAAAAUCAUUAAUAUAAGAAGGUGUUCAGAGAGAACUAUAAUUCUCUUGCAUCAUUUACAGCAGAUUCUGCUCGAGCCAGUAAAAAUAAGCGACUGUUCAUGGGAAGACUUUCUACGAGUAAGUGAUGAAAAAAAUGAACUAAGGAACGUUAUGUCAAUAUGCACACUAUGUAGGUCAAAUUGGAAGGAUAGUGAAGAAAACUAUCCAGAACAUUUACUAAGCCAUGUUCUAAAAGAACAUUCGAUGAAAAUUCGAUUAAAUAAUUGCGAAGAAGAACAGACAAUUUUAAGUUGUCCGUGCUGCGAUACUUCCUUUUUGUUAAGUGAAUCCAACACUAACGAAGUAUGGCGAUAUCUUAUAGAACAUACAGUAACAAAUCAUGGACAAAAUGUACCAGCUUGUUUCAAUGUAUUUUUUUGUUUGGAUUGUAGUUUUUUUACAUUAUUCAUCACCAAAUUUAUAGAACACUUUGACUCAUCGCACGAAGGAAAGAAUAAUAAAGCAACGAUUCAUGUUUGUCCAACUGAUAUCUACAUAGUAUAUUUACUUAUUGUUGAUGCUGAUUUACCUAAAUUUCAACAUAAUGUUGCAAUAGAACAACCCCAGAAGAAUCAAGUUCAAAUAGAGUACGAGGACUUGUAUAAGGAGGACUUUAAAGCGGAUGUUAUUCUUGUGGAAUCUUUUAUUAACAACCUAGAUAUAUAUCAAUGUAUAUUCUGUACUACUAAUUGCGCAUCGUUAGAUGAUUUGUUUGAUCAUUUUAAUCAAUUUCAUAUUCUUGAAAAUUUCCAAGUGCAAUGUCCCUGUGAUUCACAGUGUAUGUGCGUUGGAAACGCCACCACGAAUAGUAGUGAAAUGUUGGAGAACGUUAUAGAACACUGUCUAAGAGAACAUACAAACUUUGAGGCUCCUUGUUAUGUUAAAUUAUUUGGAUGCGAGGAGUGCGAUUUCAAGACAAUUUAUGAAAAAUUUCUAUACAUGCACCUAAAAGAUCAACACAAUUUGGUGUCUGAUGAUGAUGAUAAAGAUAUGAAGGUUCAUGAUAUGUCAGAUGAUUAUAAUCAACCGAGGAAAAAUAGUACAAGAAAGAGUAGAAAAGUUAUGAAUACGAAUUCAUCAAAAAUUCAAACAUUUCAAGUUCGGAAUAAGUACGAAUGCUAUAUAUGUGAAAUGUAUAUUGCGGCAAACAAAUCCCAAUCAAAUUCAUCUGUCCACGUUGCUGAUACUUCUAAUUCACUUUUACAACACUGGUGGAACAAUCAUUGUACAAAAAGGAAAGAAAAUGUUGUAAUGAAUUGUUGUAGAUGUGAUAAAGAAUUCAGUGCCAAAGCUUGUUACAAAUCGCCAACGGCAAAAGCUAAAACCGUGGGAUUGAAACUAAUUCAGCAUUAUGUUAGAGAGCAUAAAACUAAUCCACCCAAAUAUCUAACAAUUUAUCGUUGUGAAAUAUGCGAAGAAGAUCACAUUUUACGAACAUCUUUUUACGAUCAUUAUCGAAAUAAACAUAGUAAAAUACCAGACGAUCUCAUUUUAAAGUCUGAUCCUGUAACUGGACAGGAUAUUAUUACUUUAUACGUUGCUGACUCAUCCAGCGUUGGAGCGAAGAAUUCUCGUCCAUUAACCUUUGAUCAGUUUGAGAUUAAAGUAGGUGAAGAGGAAAGAAUCUGCGAAAAAUACAGGCCCCUCCGAUCGAUCAAGGAGCUUUUCCUAUCAAUUGAACUAUACAAAUGCUUUCUGUGUGAAAAUGAACUAGAUUGCUUACAAUCUCUCAUAUCGCACUUGAAACAGAAACAUGUUACCGAAGGACCUAGCAGAUCAAAAGGAUCAGAUAUUGGAUUAAAAUGCCUAUUUUGUAAGAAAUUUGUAACUUUUGACAAGAAUAUGCAAUCUACCCGAGGUGUUCAAGUAAUAAGUCUACAAUUACUUCAUCAUAUGAUAUUUUCCCAUUCAUCAGGAGUUCCAGAAUAUGUAAAAUUCUUUCAGUGUAAUCAAUGCGAUUAUUAUAGUGUCUCACCUGAAGUUGUCAGACACCAUGAAUAUAGUCAUUCACUAAGUAAAGUACAAGUUGUAUGCGAAUUUUGCAAUUCUCUAGUUAAAAAGAGUUCUAUAGUGCUUCAUCGUUGCCAUUGCGAACGGAAGAUGAAAAAGAAAAGUCUGGUUUUAACAGAGGAGACUUGUUCACAGUGUAAAUCAAAAUUUAAUUCGCAAGAAGCGCUUAGUAUGCACUGGAGGAGGAGGCAUGGCAAUUCAUCGUUAAAACAUAAAUGUGAAGUCUGUGAUAAAAGUUAUUAUUCAAAGAAGCAACUUGAGUUGCAUAUGUUUAACCAACACGCGCUAAAUCCUAACAACCAAACACUACAUGAAUGUAAAGAAUGCAAUUAUAAAUCGAUAAGCUUGAUGGCCAUGAAGAAGCAUAUUUGGAAGCAUGACAUAGGCAAUUACGUCUGCAGCAUUUGCAGCAAAACUUGUCAGACUUUAGGUGCUCUAAUUUCUCAUGAGACUUUGCGUCAUAAUAUCGAGCACAGUUGCUGCAAAUGUGAUUUAAAGAGUACAAGUGCCCUAGUAAUCGCUCAGCAUUAUAUGACCAAACAUCAAAUUAAACUUCAAUGCGAAGAAUGCUCAACAGAAUUACCAACAAGUCACUAUUUCAAGUGCCACAUGAAUGUCCAACAUGAUAAGAACGAGAUUUUGACACCUCCCUCUACCCCUCCUCCCACAGGUGGAAUAGGCUUUGAAUUCGUUGUCGAUGAAACAAAUGGUGCAGAAAUUGAAGAUUUUGAAGAAGCUAAACAAAUUUAUAUACAAAGCGCUGAACCUAAUCAAGAGUAUGUUGUCCAACAAGCAGCGAGUUCUUAUCACGUUCGUGUCGAUGAGCACGGAACGCAAUUUAUAUCUAAAAUGAAUGAAGAAAAAACACAGGAAUCACAGGAAGAUCAAUUAGUUUUUAUGGAAUGAAAAGAAAACUUUACUAAUUAGUUGGUUUAUUUUUGUUAAUAUUAUAAGUAUUUGUCAAAGGGAAAAAAAAAAGACUGCCUCAAGGUGUUUGUUACUUUAAUAGCAAACAAACAAUACUUAGAACCUUAGAGUUCAAAAAAAGAUAAAUAUAUAGAAACCUGUAUUAUGAAGAAGAUUGAAUAAAAUUUGUUAUUAAGAGAA